UCGUGUUCACGGCUAUCAAAACACGUCAUCAAAAUAUUCACAAGUAUAGAUAUAUAUAUAUACAUAUUAUUUCUAUACUAUAUGGUAGAAAUACUAUUAUAUUAGUCCCACGCGCAAAUAGUUGACGUAGUCAAUCGUGAGUCGUAUUUGACCUUUGCAAACAUAUUUCUGAAAAAUGAUUUGUGCGUCAAAAAUUUUAGCUUUAGCUCCAAAAUAUCUUACUAAAUUAGUUAAUUCGAAUGUCAGAUGCUUUGCAACACAAGUAGCAACGAGAACAACUAUAGAGAAAUCAAAAGCUAACAAAUCUAUUAGCAAAGAAUCACAAUCAUUUACUAUGAACAUAUUUCGGGGUCAAUUAGUAUCUAAUCAGGUAUUUCCGUUCCCUGAAUGUUUAAAUGAAGAACAACAAGAAACAUUAAAGAUGAUGAUAGAUCCAAUUGAGAAAUUUUUUGAGGAAAUUAAUGACCCUGUCAAAAAUGAUGAAACUGCUUCAAUUGACGAAAAAACAAUGAAAGCCCUAUGGGAUCUAGGAGCCUUUGGCAUUCAAGUUCCACAAGAACUAAGUGGACUUGGUCUUAAUAACACCCAAUAUGGAAGAUUAGUAGAAAUAGUUGGACGCAAUGAUUUAGGAGUGGGUAUAACAUUAGGAGCUCAUCAGAGUAUAGGUUUCAAGGGUAUUCUCUUAUUUGGUACUCCAGAACAAAAAGCAAAAUAUCUUCCAAGAGUUUGUAAUGGUGAUAUGGCUGCUUUUUGUCUUACUGAGCCAAGCUGUGGUUCUGAUGCAGGCUCUGUGCGCAGUAGAGCUGUAAAAUCUGCUGAUGGUUCACAUUAUGUUCUCAAUGGUAGUAAAAUAUGGAUUUCAAAUGGAGGAAUGGCUGAAAUAAUGACGGUUUUUGCACAAGUACCAAUGAAAGAUUCAGUCACUGGAGAGACCAAAGAUAAAGUCACCGCAUUCAUCGUAGAAAGAGCAUUUGGUGGUGUUACUAGUGGACCACCAGAAAAUAAAAUGGGAAUAAAAUGCAGUAACACAACAGAAGUAUAUUAUGAAGAUGUAAUAGUUCCUGCUGAGAAUCUUUUGGGAGGAGAAGGACAAGGGUUCAAAGUAGCUAUGCAAAUUCUAAACAAUGGAAGGUUUGGUAUGGCAGCAGCUCUUUCUGGAACCAUGCAAUAUUGUAUUCAAAAAGCUGCAGAGCACGCUGUUCAACGAGUACAAUUUGGGAAAACAAUCGACAACUAUGGAACUAUUCAAGAAAAAUUAGCUCGCAUGGCAAUGUUACAGUAUAUUACUCAAUCAAUGGCCUACAUGAUUUCAGGUAUGAUGGAUAUGGGUUAUCAAGAUUACCAUCUAGAAGCAGCUAUUUCAAAAAUUUUUGCAUCCGAAUCGGCUUGGUACGUUUGUGAUGAAGCUAUUCAAAUUCUUGGAGGGAUGGGGUACAUGAAGGGCACAGGAUUGGAGAAAGUGUUGCGGGACCUGAGAGUAUUCAGGAUAUUUGAAGGAACGAACGAUAUCUUACGAUUAUUUGUUGCCUUAACAGGCAUUCAGUAUGCAGGUAGCCACUUAAAAGAAUUGCAGAUGGCGUUUAAAAAUCCGACUGCUAACUUAGGUUUGAUUGCUGAAGAAGUAUCCAGAAGAGCUACCAGAGUUAUUGGUUUGAAUUCACCAAAUUUGACUCCCUUAGUCCAUCCUAAACUUGCUGAUUCUGCUAAUUUAUGUGCCAAAAGCAUUGAAUCGUUUGGUUCAACAAUUGAAUCCAUUCUGGUAAAGUACGGCAAAGGAAUAGUUGAUGAACAAUUUAUAUUGAAUAGACUGGCUCAAGCAGCUAUAGAUACGUUUACAAUGGCUGCCGUUUUGAGUCGAGCAACUUUAUCUGCUAGUAAGAAUCUUCCAUCGGCUAAACAUGAAAUGUUGAUGGCCGAAGUCUGGUGUUCUGAGGCUUCCAGUCGUGUUGCAUAUAAUUUGAAAACAGUUGGCGCUUCUAAAAAUUUAGCUGUUUUUUCUAAUCUAAGUAAAAUAUCAAGAAAUGUUUGCGAUGCUGGUGGAGUCGUACAAGUAAAUCCUCUUGGAUUUUAAAGAUAGCUUAUGGUAUUUAUGGUAUUUCUUAUUAUAUUUAAAGUUUUACUGCAACUAUCAUAUUUGAGUAGAAUAUCGCAUAGUUUGAUAAAUUCAUAUUGCAGAAUUGUCAAUUGUUUUAGCUAAAAAUACAUUGGGAUUUUUAUUUUAUAACACUUUAUAGUUUUAUAACAAUGAUAAAAAGAAUUCAUGACUAUUUUUGUAAUGAUAUUUGAAGUGCCUUUGCAAAUUUAAUAUUAAUACUUGUGCUUGCAAUAGGAAAUGUAUUAUUGUACAUACCAUUCAAUAUCAUUAAUUCUUAUACAAAUUUUUAUUUUUGUUGUAUACUUGCGGAAAAAAAACGAUUUUUAAUUAUAAUGUUAGUCAGUUGAUGCAAAAACAAUGCAAAUUACGUAAGUUGCUAGAGUAUUGUCAAAUGUAUGUACAUAAAUAUACCAAUUUUUAUAUAAAAUUUUUCAAUUAAAACAAAAAGAAAAAACAUUUCCAUUAAAAUUAUUUACGUGACUUAUUAUUAUCUACAUUCAAUAUUUCAAAUCUUCUUUGAAACCAUUUUAUUAUUUCGAACAAUAUGAAUUACACUUAUACACGUAUAUAUAUAAUGAAGCGAGGCUGGGAAGACAUACAACACUACAAUCUCUUUCCCGAACAUCUAGUAUAUACGUGUGUGUGUAUAGGUAUGGUAUUUUUCGACACUCCGUGCGCAAAGUGCGUCUUUCCCGCACGCUCGGCAGAAAACGUGCGUUGAAAAUUGCACUUUCCACACGUCGUAUCAAAAAAUACGGUACGGCACAUGUUCGGGAAAGAGUUUUUCGUCUCGUGUACCCUUCCACCCUCGCUUCGCUCGGGCGUAAAAGCCACACGAGACAAGAAUCUACUUUCCCGCACUUGUAUCGUAAUGUACUAUUUCGACACUCCGUGCGGAAAAUGCGCUUUUCCCGUACGCUCGGCAAAAAACGUGCGUUGAAAAUCGCACUUUUCACACGUCGUAUCAAAAAAUACGGUACGGCACAUGUUCGGGAAAUAGUUUCUCGUCUCGUGUACCUUUCCUCCCUCGCUUCGUUCGGGCGUAAACGCCACGCGAGGCAAGAAUCUACUUUCCCGCACUUGUAUCGUAAUGUAUGAUUUGUGCAUGGCGUGUUGAUAUAGUACGCACUGCGAUAGAAAUAUGGGAAUAGCAUAUUACGAUACAAGUGCGGGAAAGUAGAUUCUUGUCUCGGGUGGCGUUUACUUUAUUAUACUUAAACUUGUUCUUCAAUAGUUUUUCAUGAUAUAUUGGAUUCCUUGAACAAUUUUAUUCCAGCCUUUUUUGUUAAAUAUAAUGCUGUAAUCAUAAGAACAAUCAAAUUCAUAGCUACUUGCUUAAAUUUUUUAUCAAAAAUAAAUAUACUUGAAUAACAAUAAUUAAUAUUAUUACAAUUAUUAUAAAUGGAAAUUUUUAUAAAUUUUGGUGUUGAGCAAAUAGAUUUACACGUGUUAUUGAUAGUACAAUUAAAUUUGAAAAUUAUUCAAUAGAACUU
Messenger RNA from Phymastichus coffea, 3588 nucleotides. RefSeq names its product very long-chain specific acyl-CoA dehydrogenase, mitochondrial-like. NCBI's taxonomy places the organism in Eukaryota, Metazoa, Arthropoda, Insecta, Hymenoptera, Eulophidae. Bases 176 to 2071 code for a protein of 631 amino acids. Gene Ontology annotation, molecular function: very-long-chain fatty acyl-CoA dehydrogenase activity; fatty-acyl-CoA binding; flavin adenine dinucleotide binding. The record is from RefSeq and is a predicted model, not a curated record. The transcript has 8 exons.